AUGAGAAGGCUAAACGGUCUGACCCACACACCAGAAUUUGACCCACUCCACCCCACCACCACCACCACCACCCUAAAAAGGCCCACCGCCAUCACCGUUGCCACCAACAAAAGGUCACCGAAAGACGAAGUCGCUGCCACCGCCGCCAACCCAAUGAGAUACCGCUGGGUACGAGUUAUGCGGGGGAGAUUUGAGACCCUUAAUCCAAAGAGUAGUGGUGGCUCGGUACCUUUGACAUGGCAGAGGAGGCGGCGAGGGAUGCGUGGAGUCAAGGUGAGAACCAACUACGUUUACCCAUCUUUACCUCCUCACUCAGUCACCAACAAUCUCAUCCCUCCGUUUCACUACAAGAAAUCAUCUCAGUCCUCUAUGAGAGACACACCCAAUCAAAGCUUUGCUCCUUUUCCUUCUCCUCAUGUCGGUGAGUUCUCUGGUUCUUCUCUCAACAUGCUUCUCUUGCCUCAGACUAUGUCUCUUUACCAUCAAAUUCCAUAUAUCAAUCACUCUAGUUCUUAA
This is a messenger RNA of Camellia sinensis, 516 nucleotides long. RefSeq lists its product as uncharacterized. The record is from RefSeq and is a predicted model, not a curated record. NCBI's taxonomy places the organism in Eukaryota, Viridiplantae, Streptophyta, Magnoliopsida, Ericales, Theaceae.